AAGAAUGUUUGGUGUUUAGGUUAGAAGAGAGAAAAUAAUCAAAUCUCUCCAGGGUGUGGCUGGUUUUUUAAAUAAAAUAAAAUAAUUAAUUAUUGCAUGGAAUGUGUCUACUAAUUUAAAUAUUUAUUUAAAGAAACGAGGUCAGAAUAUAAAGACUUUGUACCCUAUACAAUGACUAAUAAUCUCCCAUUUCAAACCCAAAAACUAUAGUAGUAGAAUGAAGAUAAACACUGAAACAUAAAACAAUGUCCAGGCUAGCUGACUAUUUCGUUGUCGUUGGAUAUGAUUACCAAAAAGAAAGAAGUGGCACAAUAAUCCAAAGAUUCCCACAAAAAGACUGGCCAGACACCCCAUUCAUUGACGGCAUAGAAUGGUUUUGUCAGCCACAAGGAUGGACAUUGUCCACAGAAAGGCAAGAGCCCAGAUUCUUUGUGUCUGUACUAACAGACAUGGAUGCAAACCGUCACUAUUGUGCAUGUCUAUGUUUCAACGAAACAGUCUCAAUAACACCCAGCAAACCAGUUGAUGAAGAAGAAGACAAUGUUGAUGGACUAUUAAAACCAAUCCUGCCACCUUCAAUAUCGCAUAGCAGCAUCAUGUAUGCACCCAAGUGUCUGGUUUUAGUUUCCAGGCUGGAUUAUAUUGAAACUUUUAGGAAUUGUCUAGGCAUAAUGUACUGUGUCUAUGUGGAAAACAUGCCAGUCCCUUUGGAAACCCUCGUAGGCAAUAUUCUGGGUUGUAUACAAGUGCCACCUCCAGGUGGGCCUCAAGUCAGAUUUAGUAUCGGUGCUGGAGACAGGCAAGCCUUGCAACCACCCCUAUCGCCUUCCCUGCCUGUUACGCACACCUCAGUCAAUUUGCUGUUUCAGCAAUUAGGAAUUAGAAACGUGCUGACUCUAUUCUGUGCCAUAAUGACCGAACACAAAAUACUCUUUCACUCGAAAAGCUAUAAUAGAUUGACUGAAGCUUGUAGGGCUCUGACAGCACUUAUGUACCCCUUUAGAUAUACUCAUGUUUAUAUUCCCUUGCUGCCAGCUGCUUUAGUUGAAGUCUUAUCUACUCCAACUCCUUUUAUAAUGGGGGUGCAUUCGUCAUUGAGAGCAGAAGUUGCAGAACAGAUGGAUGUUAUUGUAGCUGACUUAGAUGGAGGUUCUAUAUUGAUCCCAGAUGGAAUUUCCUUGCCCUUAUUGUCAGAACCCUUGUUCAGCCACACUCAGGAAGCACUAAGCUUAAUUCUACAGCCUGAAUUAUGUUGCGCUGAUCACGCUUUUCCUCCCAUAGCUCUUAGAGCGCCUCAGCCUGUGAUGCUAGACAAGGAAAUACGUGCUGUUUUCAUGAGGACUUUUGCUCAACUAUUGCAAGGGUAUCGUAGUUGUUUGACUUUGAUCCGGAUCCAUCCAAAGCCCGUUAUAACGUUUCAUAAGGCGGCGUUUUUGGGUGAGUUUAAGGCUACAGGCGAAAGAAACUUACGAGACUGCGAUUUCACUACUAGAGUCCUAGACUGUAUGUUCUUUACAAGUUUUGUGUCGGAAAGGGGCCCGCCUUGGCGACCCUGCGACGUCUGGGACGAACUUUACAGCAACCUAAACGACAUGUUUAAAAAGGAGCAGCAAGAUCCACGUCUGGUUUUGGUACAUAUCCAGGAAUUGGCCACUCAAUUGUACACCAAUGAAAUCCCAAAUCCACAGUCUUAUGCACAAAAAAUCCCUGUGCCACCUGAUGGUGCUUUUGCCCGAAUUCAUCAGCCCGCCUUGCCUACUAUAGAUGUUGAUUUGGUACAGGCCAUUAUCAACGAGGGAAUGUCCAAAAACGAUCUCAAAACUAGUGAAGAUCUUAGUUGGCUGUCGUCUCUUAGACCCAUCCAACCCAGAAUAGUCCCAAUGGGACCGCACAUAUCCAACCUACGCGACAACAAAAAUAUCGUUAGCAAUUCAGCUAGAAGACUAGAGGUUUUAAAAAAUUGCGUAAAUUGCAUCUUCGAAAACAAAAUAUCAGAUGCAAGAAAAACAUUUCCUGCAGUUUUAAGAGCCUUGCAGUCAAAACAAGCCCGAUUAGCCUUAUGCAACGAACUGUCUCAGCAAGUAAGCGGCACCAAAGCCAUGCUGGAAGACCAGCAAUUCGAUUUGGUAGUUCGCCUAAUGAAUUGCGCCCUGCAAGACGACAGUUCCAUGGACGAGUACGGUGUUGCCUAUGCCCUUUUGCCAUUAGCUACCAUUUUUUGUAGAAAACUUUGCACCGGCAUCAUACAAUUUGCCUACACUUGCAUCCAAGAACAUCCGGUGUGGCAAAACCAGCAAUUCUGGGAAGCAGCCUUUUAUCAAGACGUGCAAAAGGAGCUUAAAGCUUUGUACAAAGAUAGCAAAGAAGUACUGAGUCCGAGAGACUGGCACAGAAAAUCUAUUUUGAAGUUGCAAGAAUCCUCAGCUCUGGAAAUUGCAGCUGAGCAAAUGCGUAUUUGGAAUUCCAUUGAUCCAGAGAAGCAAAAGGAGCUUACCACUUGCGAAGAAAACACCAUGUAUAGUCAGGCAAUUCACUAUGCUAACAGGAUGGUGUAUUUGCUGAUACCUUUGGAUGUUGGCAACAAGACUAGCAAACAAGAGGCUUACGAUGAUGAAAGAGCCAGCAAUAGUAUAGCCAAUAGUGUUGCAGAAAGUGACAGUGGAGAUGCAGAAUCAGGCUUUGAAGAUCAAGACCCUAGUGAAACUGGCAGCACAGUUAUACGGAUUGUGUCCAGGUUUAUUGACAGAGUUUGCAAUGAAGGUGGAGUUACAAGAGAUCACAUAAGGAAUCUGCACCAAAUGAUCCCAGGUGUGGUACAUAUGCAUAUUGAAACCCUUGAAGGUGUUUAUAGGGAAUCCAAGAGACGUCCCCCUAUACAAAAACCCAAAAUACUUACGCCCAAUUUGCUAAUGGGCGAAGAACUAAUCAUGGACGGUUUAAGGGUUUAUUUAUUGCCAGACGGCCGAGAAGAAAGCAUUCCAGGGCUCCUUGGGGUUCCGCCUCUGUUGCCUUCAGAAGGGGCCAUCUUCCUUACAAAUUACAGGAUUAUAUUUAAAGGCAUUCCUUGUGACUCGUUUGCUUGCGAGCAAAUCAUUGUGCGGUCAUUUCCGGUAACUUCUUUGACCAAAGAGAAAAAGGUUGCUGUGCAAUACUUGGCUCAUUUGGAUCAGUGGUUGCAAGAGGGACUGCAACUAAGAUCUUGCACCUUUCAACUAAUGAAAUUAGCAUUUGAUGAAGAAGUCACUGCUGAACAUAUAGACAAUUUGCGCAAACUAAUUCACAAAGUACGUCAUCCGCCCAAUUUUUGGCACUUUUUCGCUUUUGCAGGCCAAGUGACUGUCAAUGAAACCCCCUUGCACAAAAACAAAGAAAAACACGCCACCCUUAAAGGUUUUGCCAAAAAAACCCUACUAAAAACAGCUAGAAAAGCUGGAUUCAAACAAAAAUCCUCAUCAAAAAGACAAAAGUAUGUUUUACCCAAUGUGAGCAAAUAUAUGACCUCACCAGGAAGAAUGAGCCUGCCCUUAGAAGAUGACGAUGAUAUAUCAGUAAAUGACUUUGAACACAACCCCAUCCCAACUACCCCAACCCCCACAGAUGCAAAAACCCUAGAAAGAAUGGUGGAAAGAAGCUACGUCAGAGACUGGCAACGAUUGGGGCUUUGCAACAACACCUCUCCCCUCAACUCCAAAGGAGCCCAAUUCCGGCUGACAUCAGUUAAUUCGAUUUAUUCCAUGUGCAGAAGCUAUCCUGCUCUUUUAGUAGUACCAUCCAUAGUCACUGACGAAAGUGUGAGAAGAUUUUGUAGAUGUUCCAGACAAGGACGGAUACCUACAAUCACUUGGCGCCAUCCCAGGACUAAAGCGUUGCUUUUGAGAGGCGCAGGACAUCAUGGUAAAAGCGUAAUGGGUAUGUUAAAAAGUCAUCCUACUCCUACUGCUUCUUCAACUGAAACUACUUCAUCAAAUGAGCAAGAAAAAUACUUGUCAGCUAUUGUAAGCGCCACUCCAGUCUUUUCCCAUAGGCCUGGAUGGGCAAUGUCUGACAGUUCUUUAAGCAUUGACUCACUGUUAUUGGCCGCAGAAGAUCCUUUAGCUUGUGCCACCUUGACUCCUGAAGUAGCACGCAGAUCAAAUGCUUUUAAUAAAGCUAUAGGCACUUUGGGGGUAUUUCCACGUCAUUCUGGUGGCAAAGGACCUAGAAACUUUGGUCGUUGGGGUUCAUUGAAAGACAGACGCCAAUCAUCUCAAGCCUCCUUGAGCCAAACACCACAAUCCCGAGCCACAAUAAGACAUUCUGCUGAUUUGGACAAUACUUCAGAUAGCGUGCAUACCUUGCAAAGGGCCGCACUGUACAUUUUAGGCGAAAAGGCCCAAAUGAAGGGCAUCCGUAUGGAGUCGGCUCCUAAAUCAGACUACAUCCCUGUGGAUUAUUUUGAUGUCAGGCACACAAAGGCUGCCUUCAAGAAAUUAAUGCGAGCCUGUGUGCCAAGUUCUCAAAAUGUUGAACCUGAACACAGCUUUCAUAAACUUAUAGAAAACUCUGAAUGGUUGCAACAAAUACAAAAUAUUAUGCAAUUAGCUGGGGCAGUUGUUGAUUUGUUGGAUUUGCAAGGCUCCAGUGUUGCUAUUUGUUUGGAAGAAGGCUGGGAUAUUACUGCGCAAGUGGCUUCUGUAGCUCAACUAUGUCUUGACCCACAUUACAGAACUAUUGAAGGCUUUAGAGUACUUGUAGAAAAAGAGUGGAUUGGGUUUGGGCAUAGAUUUAGUCACAGGAGCAAUUUGAAUGCCAACUCACAAGCUAGUGGUUUUGCACCUACAUUUCUACAAUUUUUGGACGCAGUCCACCAAAUCCAAAAACAAUAUCCGCUGGCAUUUGAAUUCAACGACUUCUACUUAAGAUUUUUGGCUUACCACUCCGUAUCUUGCCGUUUCCGCACCUUUUUAUUUGACUGCGAAGCGGAACGAGUCGAAUCGGGCGUGGCCGCUGUAGAAGACAAACGCGGCUCGUUGACUUCGCAUCAUAAAACUGUCGACACUACUUCUGACGAUGAAAAUAUUUAUCCUGGUGGUAGAUUAUGCGGUACUAGUCAAGGUACCAACCUAGGCCAAAGCGUGUUUGACUACAUUGAAAAACAACACGCCAGGAAUCCGUUGUUUUUUAAUUUCAUGUACACUCCAGAUUUUGAGCAUCCGGUUUUGAGGCCUCAAAGCCAUUUACCUUGUUUGGAAGUUUGGGAUUAUUACCUAAAUGAGGAUUUACAUCACGGGCCCAGUUACGAUCCAGAAGUUAUUCAAAUGGACACUCAGCAAGAGGAAGAAAUUGAAGCAGCUGAUGGUUCUAGUAAAUCUUCCAGGAAAAAUGUAGCAUUAGGCUAUGACUGCAUCAACAAAGUAGUUCCAGAUGCCUUCAGCCAUUUACUUGAGGAAAUCCACAAAUUGGAAACCGAUUUGGGACAUUUGCCGCAAAAAUGGAAAGUCCUGUGGGACAAACUGGAUUUGCCAGUGACUGAUUCGCUAACGCGGCAUGCCUCUUUUAGUACGGCUCUGGUGCGUCAUCACGGCCGUUUGGUGCACAAACGUUCGACUUUGGAAAUUCUGAUGCGAGGCAAAAUGGUGGGGGCAGCUGAAGCUUCUCUAGUCUACUCUCACCCACACAGAUUUGAACGCUACAACUAUACUACUCCUACACAUUGCGACACUUGUUCCAAUUUGUUGUGGGGCCCAGUCAAGACUGGUAUGAGGUGUAUGGAUUGUGGUUAUAGUUGCCACGAAAAGUGUAUAGAAGGAGUGCCUAAUAAUUGUACCAAGUACAAGGCUAUUUCAGACACUACAGCUUCGCAAACUAUGCAAGUUAGCACUGGCGAUAAUGGAUCUGUUAGUUCAGGUAGCGCACGUCAAACGUCUAGUCAGCAAUACUAUGAACAAUUCUCGUCAAAUGUGGCAGAAAAUCGCACUCACGAAGGCUAUUUGUAUAAAAGGGGUGCUUUGUUAAAAGGCUGGAAGCAGCGCUGGUUUGUUUUAGACUCUAUCAAACAUCAGCUGAGGUAUUAUGACGCUAUGGAGGAUUCACAUUGUAAAGGAUUCAUUGAUUUAGCAGAAGUUAUGUCAGUCAGUUCAGCAACGCCUGCUCCGGGCCCUCCAAAGAAAACCGACGAUAAAUCAUUUUUUGAUCUUCGUACUAGUAGACGCACUUACAAUUUCUGCGCAUCAGAUUCAGCUUCAGCUCAGGAAUGGAUCGAAAAGAUCCAGGCUUGCCUCCAAUAAGCGAAAACUACUCUCUCAGAAUCCAAAGUUUAGGUUUAGAUUUGAUAUUAACAAAAUGUUUAUUUUUUAUGUUACGUUGUUGAUGUUGCAAACAUUGAAUAAUGAUUAAGUAAGAAAAUGUUUUAUGUUUUGUAGUUAUUUAUGUGCCUGCACAAUUUAUUUUCCGUAUGAUAUUAUUAUUGAAUUUUUUAUUUUUUUAUAUGUAUAUUAUUAUUAUUAUUAGAUUGUAACGAUUUAGCAAAUUCAACAAACGCUCAAAAUAAUAAAGUCUU
This is a messenger RNA of Ceutorhynchus assimilis (cabbage seed weevil), 6538 nucleotides long. The record is from the annotation of a GenBank genome assembly. NCBI's taxonomy places the organism in Eukaryota, Metazoa, Arthropoda, Insecta, Coleoptera, Curculionidae.